GCGAAAGCUAAACCCGGCUCUCGCGGGAGGAAACGUGGUUUCGAGCGAGAACUUCUACCCCACCCUGCCCCCCCCCAAGGGUCACAUGACUGGCGCCUGCGUCCUAGACUCAAGGUCUUUCCUGGUCACCUACUGGCUGUUAACUCAGCUACAGGUCGUAGCGAGGUUCAUUCCGGAUAUAGACUCUUUAACUAGCCCUCCUUUGCGGAAGCCUGUCACAACCUAGCCGUCCACAUUUUAGCGGAAGUUCGUCACGUCGCGGUUGCCCCCGCACAGCGGAUGUGUGUCGCCGCUUAGGUGACGCUGGGAAGUGCUUGCAGCCUCCGCCGCUGGCUUCUGGUUGAAGCACUAUGGAGGGAGAGAGGAAGAACAACAACAAACGGUGGUAUUUUACUCGAGAACAACUGGAAAAUAGCCCAUCCCGUCGUUUUGGCCUGGACCCAGAUAAAGAACUUUCUAAUCGCCAGCAGGCAGCCAAUCUGCUCCAGGACAUGGGACAACGUCUUAACGUCUCACAAUUGACUAUCAACACUGCUAUAGUAUACAUGCAUCGAUUCUACAUGAUUCAGUCCUUUACACAGUUCCAUCGAAAUUCUGUGGCUCCAGCGGCCUUAUUUCUAGCAGCUAAAGUAGAGGAGCAACCAAAAAAAUUGGAACACGUCAUCAAGGUAGCACAUGCUUGUCUCCAUCCGCAGGAAUCACUUCCUGAUACUAGGAGUGAGGCUUACCUGCAACAAGUUCAAGAUCUGGUGAUACUAGAAAGCAUAAUUCUGCAGACUUUAGGCUUUGAACUAACAAUUGAUCACCCACAUACACAUGUGGUCAAGUGCACUCAGCUGGUUCGAGCAAGCAAGGACUUAGCACAGACUUCUUACUUCAUGGCAACCAACAGCCUGCAUUUGACCACAUUUAGCCUGCAGUACACACCUCCUGUGGUGGCCUGUGUCUGCAUUCAUCUGGCUUGCAAGUGGUCCAACUGGGAGAUCCCAGUCUCAACUGAUGGGAAGCACUGGUGGGAGUAUGUUGACGGCACUGUGACCUUGGAACUUUUAGAUGAACUGACACAUGAAUUUCUACAGAUUCUGGAGAAAACCCCUAACAGGCUCAAACGAAUUCGGAAUUGGAGGGCAUACCAGGCUGCCAGGAAGACAAAAGCAGAUGAUCGAGGAACAGAUGAAAACACUUCAGAGCAGACAAUUCUCAAUAUGAUUUCCCAGAGCUCUUCAGACACAACUAUUGCAGGUUUAAUGAGCAUGUCAACUUCUUCUGCAAGUGCAGUGCCUUCCGUUCCAGCCACUGAAGAGUCAUCCAGCAAUUUAAGCAAUGUGGAGAUGUUGCAGGGCGAGCGUUGGCUGUCCUCCCAACCUCCUUUUAAACUGGAACCUGCUCAGGGUCAUCGGACUAGUGAGAAUUUAGCACUUAUGGGAGUUGAUCAUUCUUUGCAACAGGAUGGUUCGAAUGCAUUUAUUUCCCAGAAGCAGAAUAGUAAGAGUGUGCCCUCAGCUAAAGUGUCACUGAAAGAAUACCGUGCAAAACAUGCAGAAGAGUUGGCUGCCCAGAAGAGGCAGCUGGAGAACAUGGAGGCCAAUGUGAAGUCACAGUAUGCAUAUGCUGCCCAGAAUCUCCUGUCACACCAUGAUAGCCAUUCUUCAGUCAUUCUAAAAAUGCCCAUAGAGGGCUCAGAAAACCCCGAGCGGCCUUUUCUGGAAAAGGCUGACAAAGCAGCUCUCAAAAUGAGAAUCCCAGUGGCAAGUGGAGAUAAAGCUGCCUCUUCAAAACCAGAGGAGAUAAAAAUGCGCAUUAAAGUCCAUUCUGCGGCUGACAAGCACAAUUCUGUAGAGGACAGUGUCACAAAGAGCCGAGAGCACAAAGAAAAGCACAAGACUCACCCAUCUAAUCAUCAUCAUCAUCAUAAUCACCACUCACACAAGCACUCUCACUCACAGCUUCCAGCUGGUACUGGGAACAAACGUCCAGGUGAUCCAAAACACAGUAGCCAGACAAGCACCUUAGCACACAAAACCUAUAGCUUGUCUAGUUCUUUCUCCUCUUCCAGUUCUACUCGCAAAAGGGGCCCCCCUGAAGAGACUGGAGGGGCAGUGUUUGAUCAUCCAGCUAAGAUUGCCAAGAGUACUAAAUCCUCUUCCAUAAAUUUCUCCUUCCCUCCUCUUCCUACAAUGGCCCAGUUGCCUGGGCAUAGCUCAGACACAAGUGGCCUUCCCUUUUCACAGCCCAGCUGUAAAACUCGAGUUCCUCAUAUGAAACUGGAUAAAGGGCCCACUGGGGCCAAUGGUCACAAUGCAACCCAAACAAUAGACUAUCAAGAUACUGUGAAUAUGCUUCAUUCCCUUCUCAGUGCCCAGGGUGUCCAGCCCACUCAGCCCCCUGCAUUUGAUUUUGUUCAUUCUUACGGUGAAUAUCUGAAUCCACGGGCUGGUGGAAUGUCCUCCAGAUCUGGCAAUACAGACAAACCCCGGCUACCACCUCUUCCAUCAGAACCUCCUCCACCACUUCCUCCCCUUCCUAAGUAAAAAAGAAAAAGAAGAGGAGAAAAAAACUUCCUUAAAAACAACUUUUUUUUUUUUUAAACUACUGAUUCUGGACUAAGGAAAUUACUUCCCUUAUGAAAUAUGUCACACUUCUUGGACUAGGGAAUAAGUAAUAUUGACAUGCAGGUGGGAGGGUGGUAGAGGGGCUUGGUUAUUAUAUCUACUGCCUCAGAAAUUGAACUAUUUUGUUAUAGUUUUUACUGGUAUUAGAGAGGUGAGAAUGUGUUGAAGCUGUGAAGGAUUAAGAAUACUUUCUCUGUUCUUGGCCUCUCCACCUCCUAAUUAGAUUGAUUAGAGUUGAUGUCUUCCCUCUUCUGGCCAGGACUGAAAUGUGGAGGGUUUGUUUUAUCAAACAGUUAUGGAUCCUUUUGGUGUUUAAUAUAUCAGAAGAGUGGAAGUAUUUAAACGUCAAAAUCUUUUAAGAGACUUUAAAAAAAUAAUUUAAAGAAAGUAAGUUAUCUGUUUAGUUUUUUUUAUAUCAUCCGGGGCAGGAGGGAAUAGGGAUUUUGCUGUGUGUAUGAGAUACAUAGCAAUGACUCCUGGGGGGUGGGAUUGGAGGGUGGGGGGGGCUGUAUAGGGGGGAUGGGAGGAUAGGCUUUUGCCCUUGAGUUCUGUCUGAUAGGCUCCGGCCACUUGAAGUGUUGAGACCUUUAAGUAUGUAAGUGUGGGUAUGUGUGGUUUUAAGCGUGUGUGUUUAAAAUCAUGUUUUAUCUUUCCCUCUCUGUCCCUCACCGUUUUCACUUCCCAACAGUCUACUAGAGAGAACACGGUGUGGCCUUUAGAGCAUAAAGGAAGGAAGAGGCAUGUGUUAGCUAGCAUGGUAUUUUCCCGUUUCUUUAUGUUGUAAUUGAGUGGUAACCUUCUAAAUUCUAGUUUGGGCAAGUGUAGCCAGUGGCCUGAUUCUGGACUCCAUUACAAAAACUUGCCUUUUACCCCCUUUUUCUUUUUGAUGCAGAAGAAAGGUGGGGUUGAGGAAGAAGGAUUGGAGAGCAAGGCUGGCUUCUGCCCUACAGAAUUGGGUGUGUCUUUUUUUUCAAGUUAGGCUUUGGGAAAGUGUUCAAGUGAGAGCAAUCUCAGGGUCUCUGAAGGGAAGGGGGAUGUGCUCUAUAUUCUGCCUCUGAAAGCCCAGACCAUAUAUGAGAAUAGUUCUGGGAGAAGCCAUGGACUUAGGGGAUACUGAAAACAAUGAAAUUGUGAUUGGGUAUUUUUAGGAUAUUGUAUUUUAAAUUGCAUUAUGAAUGUAAGACUUGCUUUUUUUUUUUUUGUAUAUCUGAAGGGAAACAGCUGCAUCCUUAAUUUUUGCAACCUUAAUUUUGCAACCUGAUUUCAGAGAUUGGAACUUGUGAAUUUAACAGUACUGGUGUCAUGAGGGUGAGCAAGCCUAGCCCACAGAUGCAGGUUGUCCAUCUUUGGUGGCUUUAGUUUCUAGGCAGGGGUUUUUCAGUAGAUUUCUAAGAGUCGUUAAAAAAAAAAAAAAUCAGGAGUCAUGGGUGCUUGAUUAUCCCAGAUUUCUGGAUAACUGGUGUUCAGGAUGCCAAUACUCAAAGCUCAACACUUGUUGAGGAAAGAAAUCUCAAGGGACUAGAAAGAAUUCUAAGCCAGGUUGUCUAACUAAAAAUGCCACUAAGCCACAGAUCAUUUGAUGUGGUGUUCUUUGGUCUUCACGGUAUUUUUUGCUAUGGAAAAGAUGAUGCAAUUUGAAUUUGUCUUGCUGUUUUUAGUGCAGCUUCCUUUACACCAAAUAUUCUGUAUAGAAAAAUUGAAUAUUUUUCAUUGGAAGUUAUAGGGAGAUAGGAGUUGUACAUGUGCUGCUGCUUGCCAGGAACAGGUUGAGGAGAAAACUGAGGCAGUUGGAGUUGUUGAUGCACUGGCCUAAUACAGGAAGGAAUUUGUACAGUAAAUCUUAAGGUGAAUUAAUGUCCUGCAUCUCUGCAUAUUUGAACUGUCUAGGGUGCCUGCCAUUGCUAUGUAAAAUGAGCACUCUGCUGACCUAUAAACCAGUAAUAUUUAGAAUGUUACUUCAUUUUCACUGAUGGCAUUUUCCUCUAUACCCCUGGUAUUUUCUGUUGUGCUAGGUGGUUGGUAGAAGUGUGAUGUGUUUACUAAAUCUAGGCUUUCUAUUUGUUUAGAUUUUGUUUGGUGAAGUCUGCUUUCCUUCCUGAACUUCCCAAAAGUUUAUUUAGUUUGGAUCUAUAUCUGUGUGGAAUUGAUCAUUGAUUUGAUUAUGAAAAUGUCUUUUCCAGUGUUCAAGAUUUUCUCACCAAAUGUCACGUAUAUUCUAAUUGUGUGCACUCCUUCACCACAGAGGCAGACAUAUCCACUUGGCCUCAAAGCAGUUCUCCAUGGCAUCUGUGGUUAGUUCCUUAGACCUUUUGUCAGGAGUGAACUAGAAAAAGUGCUUACUAGAGCCUAAGAACUGCUUUGUGCUGUGCAGUCUGGCCUUUGCACUAGUAGUUCAUUGCUGAUGUAGGUCAAUUUAAAGACUUCUGUAUUAAUGCCUCCUGAUACUGUUUUAAGAUAUCUACAGUGUCUGCUUUUAGAUCUCUGUAUAUGUCCUGAAUGUCCUGUGUGCCCUGCAUGAAGUUGCUGCAUUUGGGUUAGCAGAUAGGCUUGUCAACUAGCAUGCAUAUUUUUCUAAUUACAUAGACCUAGGCUUCAAAGGGUUGUGUUGUUUCUAAAACUCUAUUUUCUCUAUGCUCACACCUUUGAAGGAUGAGAAGUGGAAUUUAUACAUCCAAAGUUAGUCUAGUUAAACAUGGCUUUUUUCCUCCUUUUAACCUAGACUAUCAAGGAUAAGUGGUGGUAAGCAGGCCUGGAGCCUCAAGUUCUAUAAAUCUCAUUACUAAAACCUUGCGCGACUCUUAUGUUGUCAAAAACAAACACCUGUGGAAUGUCCUUAGGGCUUUUAAUCAGAUACCUGUGUUGCUGUUGGCUGAACUCCAGUGAAGCAUUAAUUUAAAGCUAAAUUGUUCUUCUGCAACUUCAGUUAUGCUUUUUCGGUUUAGAAAAUAUGUAGGAAUUAGUCUAAGCUGCUCACUCAUGAAUCAGUGUGUUUCCAUAUCUGAGACUCUCAGCUUCCUUUUUUUUUUUUUUUUUUUAAUGAUUCUGUGUUUUGAUUCAGUGUGUCAUUUUUCAUAGUUCUGUAUUAUUGGCUUCACCAGUGUUGAUAGAAAAAAUUUUUUUUAAAUCUCCAGUUGGAAACAGCAAGGGAUUAGGAUAUAGAAAUAAAAUCAUGGUAACAUCAGUGCUGGAUUUCCUUAAGCUUCUGCUACCUAAUUCCCCAUGUUGAAAAUGCAUACCCCUCAUACUUUGCUUUUGGACAAAGGCAAUUAGAGGGGCCUUAGCCCAGUACGGUAGGAUUUUAAAGAUCUUUGCCUCCUAGGGAGGGAAGGAGGGAGGAAAAGGAAAAAAAAAAGAUCUUUGCCUCCCCUCCCCCAAAUAAAUGUGGGAACUUGGGAACAGAUUAAUUUUUUAAAAGGAUUAUUCUAGUAUCAGUUAUUUUGAUACUAAUGCUAGGAAAAGGGAUAUUCUAGAACAUCUUGAAGUUGGAAUACAAAUAUUAUCUUGGGUUUUGGAGAAUUUAAGCAGUCUAUGCAACCCUUUACAUGGUGAGAAAUAAGCCCUUUGCAGUCCCAACUAAGCUUUCAGUGACUUUAAUACCUCCCUAGAUUUCCUGUGUUGCUGCUUGUUAACACCCAGCUUUUAACUGAGUGUUUGCUCCUGAUGGUUUGAGAAAUGUUCAUGUUGUAUCACACUAUCAAGUUUUAUUUUGUCUUUUAUCCCUCUGUGGGUGUAAGUUUGAAACAAGCAUGGUACUGUAAUCCUACCUGAUAGAGUGGUCUGGAAUGAGAAUUAUUUUCUAACUGGGAGACCCUUCCAUUUUAAUGUUUGUAAAGUUUUUAAUAUGAGCUUGGCAUUGGAAAAGGGAGGGAAAGAAAAUGUUUACUAAAAAGCAGUGUCUGCUCUUCCCCUUUAUGCGUGCAUAUUUAUGGUUGAAUGAAAAGAUGAGAAAGACUCUUGGGUUUUCUGUGUCCAUGUUAAGCAUGGAGAGGGAUGCUUGACAGCAUGCUAAUUGAAGCCAGAGCAAGUAUGUCUCCAUCAGGUUAUCAGGAACUCUUCAGUUGAAUGCUGAGGACCUAACUAGUUAAUGGUAGAUCACAUUGGAAUUGGUUGCAAGAUGGAAGUGCUGUCUGGGUUAAGCACCCAAAGAAAAGAAUGCAGCAGCCUAACAUAGUGUUAACCUAGGUUUCUGGGUUUGAAACUGACCUUUCCCUUACCCUACUCUGCACACCUGAAACUGUCCGUUUUCUUAUCAGACCAAAGAGCAAAGAAGAAAAAAAAGAGUAAAAUACUUUACCAAUCUAUGUCACUCAGGUACAAUUUUGUGGUAAUAUUUUUGUCUGUUUUCUUUGUAUUGCUCUAAAGAGUCCUUUCUCAGCAUACUACUCUGCUGUUGCCUCUGUCCUCCUUGGGGCACCUCAGUUCUGGAUGCUACCCCUGGGAUCUCUACUGCUGUUAUGUGAUUGAUAGGAUGUAAGUGACCAUUACAGUAAGGGCUCUUUGUAAAAAAUUCAAACACAUUUUUAAAAAAUUUAAAAAAGGAUGUUGUAUACAUUUUAUAGUCUGGCUAUCAGUUUGAUAUCUUGCUGUCAAGUAUGUUUCUCAAUCUGUAUUUAUCCAUCCCAUCAAUAAAUGUUAAUGAUAAAACACUCA
Molecule: messenger RNA, 7262 nt
Organism: Mustela lutreola (European mink)
Lineage: Eukaryota; Metazoa; Chordata; Mammalia; Carnivora; Mustelidae
Gene: CCNT1
Product: cyclin T1
Exons: 9
Coding region: 351-2531 (726 amino acids)
Biological process (GO): regulation of transcription by RNA polymerase II; positive regulation of DNA-templated transcription, elongation
Cellular component (GO): cyclin/CDK positive transcription elongation factor complex; nucleus
Molecular function (GO): cyclin-dependent protein serine/threonine kinase activator activity
Source: RefSeq, a predicted model, not a curated record